Molecule: messenger RNA, 896 nt
Organism: Aspergillus aculeatinus CBS 121060
Lineage: Eukaryota; Fungi; Ascomycota; Eurotiomycetes; Eurotiales; Aspergillaceae
Exons: 2
Coding region: 168-896 (242 amino acids)
Source: RefSeq, a predicted model, not a curated record
CCCGACGUCAACGCAGUUUCCGCUCGGGGGCACAGCAGCGGUAGCCCUAACCCCCCUCGCAGUUGUGGUACAGCCCAUCACCUCCGAAUUGAACAAUACACAGUGCGCAUCCAACGCAGCGACAAAUCCUUCUCUCUUCGUUUCUCUGACAGCCAUCUCUCGGAGCCAUGGGCCGCACGACCCGUCCCGCACCUGCGCAUACCAAGCAGGGCCAGCACCAACACGCCCAGUCUCGCGGCCUGCGGACUGCUCAUGGCCAUCCACCGGCUCACCACGCCGCAAGCGCACGCCAGCAUGCGGCAGCACAUUCACACCCAGAUCACCCACGCGCAGCAGCGCAUCCACAUGCAGCAGCGCACCCUCAUCCGGUAGCUCACCAGCCUCACCACGCUCCACAGCACCACCCCGCCGCUCACCACCCCGCACCACACCCUCAACACAGUCCCCAUCCCGCUCAUCCUACCCAUGCAACGCACACCAGCCACCCGCACAGCAGAACCCCAGUCAUAGCCGGCGCAGCAGCCGGCGCAGCAGCCGGUCUUGGAGGCGCGAUGAUCUACAACGAAUGGAACCAGAACAACGAAACGAUCGAGCUACGGGAGAACAACCCCGACGAUCGGGAUUCCGGGCAGUAUGUCCGAGACGACGGGGAUUACUGGUCUGGCGAUGAUGACAAUCGUGACAAUGAUGACAACCGCGGAUAUGUGGACAACAAUGAUAUGACGUACCCCGGGGACGAUGUUGCGACGACCACCCAGUAUACCGGGUAUCAGGCGCCAGAGGCGCCGAGGAUGGAGAAGAGCGACGACGACGAUGAUUGCUGUGGGGGAUGUGUUUGUUAUGUUACUAUUGUCGAGUUCUUUAUCUAUGAAUGGAGGGGGAAGGAUAUGGAGUAG